Syngnathoides biaculeatus (alligator pipefish) is the source of this 2807-nucleotide messenger RNA. Its product is annotated as F-BAR and double SH3 domains protein 2-like. The transcript has 20 exons. Gene Ontology annotation, molecular function: protein binding. Gene Ontology annotation, biological process: regulation of actin filament polymerization; neuromuscular synaptic transmission. The record is from RefSeq and is a predicted model, not a curated record. Lineage: Eukaryota; Metazoa; Chordata; Actinopteri; Syngnathiformes; Syngnathidae. Gene Ontology annotation, cellular component: recycling endosome; neuromuscular junction. The coding region runs from base 282 to 2570 and encodes 762 amino acids.
CGGAAGCAGUUUGCUACGGCAUAGACACUUGGCGCUUUCUGUUCUGCUCUGUUUGUUCGGUGGGGUCGCAAAUAGCAGUUUUCAUCAACUGGGAUCGGAAUCACAGUUUUACCGGACUCGCCAUGGCCGCCCGACACCAUCGUCUUUUUUAGUCCACCCCCUCCCGGCACCCCAGUCGCCGAAACAGUCGGACAAACUUUUUUUUUUUUUAAUUUUCCCCUCCACCCCGCCGUGAUCAACUUUUGGAGUUUUUCGCGUCGUUUUUAUGUCCAGAACGAAGGAUGCAACCCCCACCGAGAAAGGUCCGGGUCACCCAGGAGCUGAAACACGCUCAUGGCGAGCAGCUGAGCAGACUGCACGUCAAACACCAGGCCGAGUGUGACCUUCUGGAGGAUCUGAGAACUUUUAGCCAAAAGAGGGCAUCUGUUGAGCGGGACUACGCCCAGGCCCUGCAAAAGUUGGCGAAUCAGUACCUAAAGAGAGAAUGGCCCGACAGCUUGUCAGAAGAUGCAGAUCACAGGAACAUGUAUUGCGUAUGGAGGGCUUAUCUGGAGGGUACUGUCCAGGUCACUCAGUCCAGGAUCAGCGCCUGCGACAACUACAAAGUGCAGGUCGCUGAGCCGGCAAAAACGGCCCGGCUGCAAAAGGAGCAGCAGCUGCGCAAGUGUAUCGAACGGCUGACGAGCAUCCAGGCUGAGCUGCAGGAGUCGGUCAAGGACCUGACGAAGAGCAGGAAGAAGUACCAGGAGGCAGAGACAAUGGCCCAAGCAGUGCGGGAGAAGGCCGAGCUGGAAGCCAAGUCCAAACUAAGUCUCUUCCAGUCCAGAUCUAGUCUGCAGAGGGCAACAGUCAAGCUGAAAGCCAAGCGAAGCGAGUGCAACUCCAAAGCCACCCACGGCCGGAACGACUACCUGCUCACACUAGCGGCUGCCAACGCCCACCAGGAGCGCUACUACGACACCGACCUAAGCGACUGCCUCAAGGUACUGGACGGUAGAAUAUAUGAGCAGGUGAAGGACUACCUGGUGUCGCUGUGUCAGACAGAGCUGGAGAGCUACCAGGCCGUGCACAACGUCUUCAACAAGUUGUUGGAAAGCUCCAACGGGGUACUGCAGGAGUUCCAUCAGCAGAUGUUUGUUCAAAAGAAUCCCGUUUUCCAGAAAGCAGCCGACUUUUUGUACCAGCCCAUCGACACGGAUACGGUGACACAUCUACUAAAAGAGAGCGGCACAGUGGAGGAGCACAGCCUGGACAAGGAGGCCCGCAAGUGGGCCACUCGAGUGGCCAGAGAGUACAAGAGUAUCAUCCACACACAGCGGGUCCUGGAGGAAUUUGGGUCUCAGGAGAGCUCAGAGGCGAAUGGCGGGGAGCUGGAAGCCAAGAUGGAAGUGGCGAGACAGACUCUGCGGAGGGCAGAGACAGUAAAGGUGAAGGCUGAGGCCCGUCUGGACCUCCUGAGGCAAGCGGGUGUCGGAGUGGAAACAUGGUUGAAGAGUGCCAUGAACCAAGUGAUGGAGGAGUUGGAGAACGAGCGCUGGAACAACCUCAGUGCCCACGAUCCUUCACUUUCUGGAACGGCUGACCUGGAGCGCGAGGAGGACGAGGAGACCGAGGACAGCGGCGAAGUUUUGGACGACAGCAGCUCCAGCCCCUCCAGCACCUUGAAGAAUUACCCCCUCACGUGCAAAGUUCUCUAUUCCUACAAGGCCUCACAACCAGAUGAACUGACCAUCGAAGAGCAGGAAAUCUUAGAGGUCAUCGACGACGGUGACAUGGAGGACUGGGUGAAGGCCAGAAAUCGUGGCGGCCAGGUAGGCUACGUCCCAGAAAAGUACUUGCAGCUGCCAUCCUCCAACAGCCUGCUGAGCAUGCUGCAGUCUCUGGCCGCGCUGGACGCUCGCUCGCACUCCUCCAGCAACUCCACCGAACCCGAAACGGAGCUUCCCACCGCCUCAAUCAACGGAGACUCCAGCGUGUCGUUCGCCAAGGCCUUGUACGACUACGCCGGCCAGACGGACGACGAGCUCUCCUUCCCCGAGGGCGCCAUCAUCCGCAUCCUGAGCCGGGAGACUCACGAGGACGACGGCUUCUGGGAGGGCGAAUUCAACGGCGUUGUCGGCGUCUUCCCUGCCGUCCUGGUCGAAGACUUGGCCGGCGGGGCAAGCGAGAACGGCAACGGGCAGAGAGACGGCAGCAGCGCUCAGUCUUCCCCUUGUACGCUGGCCAACUGCGAGCGCUCCCCUUGCAGCCCCUCCCAUUCUGGACCGCUCCACAGCAGCCCCCUGCAGACCCCCACCACCUUGUCGUUGCCCCAAUCCGGCCCCUGCAGCGCCGCCGCCUCGCCUAUUGGACGGCCGCCCGCCUACCACAAUGGGCACCACCGGCCGCCACCCGUCACUCCGCACAAAAGCUCCUUUCACAGUCCGGCACAAGUAUCCCCCCAGCCUCCCAAAUACCCAGAGAGUGCAUCAGGCAACAUCCGACCUGUCCGAGCUGCUCCUCCACCCCCCAAGCAGCACCCACGGGGGCAGGUGAAGCGGCGGGAGGAGGUGGAGAUCACGUUGGUGUGAAGCGGGGAUAAGAACCCCCCCAGAGGACGCUUCACACGGCCAGUGCUUUUGCUGAAAGAACAAACAAAUGUGCCUUUCUCGUCUUCAAACCCAACACAUCUUCAUUUUGAUUAGAACACCCUUUUUUUUUUCUGCGCGAGAAAAUGGCUGACGACAUGUUCAAGACUGUCAUGUAAUUUCACAUUCGUUUAGGUGGUGGGGGGGGGGGCGAGGCUGGUCCUGGCUCCUCCCACCCCC